This is a messenger RNA of Zea mays, 2571 nucleotides long. RefSeq names its product exocyst complex component EXO70B1. The record is from RefSeq and is a predicted model, not a curated record. Lineage: Eukaryota; Viridiplantae; Streptophyta; Magnoliopsida; Poales; Poaceae. The transcript has 2 exons. Gene Ontology annotation, cellular component: exocyst. Bases 606 to 2234 code for a protein of 542 amino acids. Gene Ontology annotation, biological process: exocytosis. Gene Ontology annotation, molecular function: phosphatidylinositol-4,5-bisphosphate binding.
UCAAUUUCAGAGAAGAAGCCUGUGUGAACCAACCCUUUUACUUCUUGUAGAUUUCAGAGAAGUAUUGUUUUCCCCACGCAAACCUUUGUGUUGGUUCUCAAAGCUUGCCUUUCAGUUUUUAACUACUUGAUGUAUUGGUUGAAAGAAAAGUCAGAGGAGUACAAUUGCCACGAAGUGAUGCUUGGUGGCUGUGUGGUUGGAUGUUACUAUCCUGAGGUAAGCUCGUCGUGACUUGCGAGUUGCGACACCCCAAGCCCCCAACAGCAUUGUUGGAUGCUAAUUCUACGGUUUUGUCCGUAUCCACAACUCAUUGCACAUAAAUUGUGAUUUCGCAUCAUUCGGUACAUCAUUAACUCAUCUGUGUAUAUGGAGGUCACGUUGGAUGUAUGUAUCUAAGGCGCUCCUAGGAAGACAAAAGUUUUGCAUCCUUAAUUUCAGAUGCGCUUUCUGCAAGCUAACUAGAGACUGGAGAUGAUUGAGCUGCGCUGCGCCGCGCCAUCCUCUUCUCUGAAUUGCCCUGAAGACUUAGGAGGCUCACAAAUCUGAAGCUUAUAUAGAUCUGCACAGGCUUAAGGAGUGUUUGCUUCGUAGCAUUAGUGAUUGGCAUGGAUGAAACCCUGCAAGCACUCGAUGAUCUGAUCUCCCAGUUCCUGAGCCUGGACCGGUCCCUCUGGUCCAGUUCUGACGAUGCCGAGGCCUUCUUAGAAGCCGUGGACGAACUGACUUCCACCAUCCAUGGCCUCGAGAGCACCUCAGCGGACCAUGCGCUCCUUGAGAGCUUUGACCUCCUUCUAGAGCGAUGUUCCGCGAGGCUCAAGGAUGAGUUCCAGCGUCUGGUGGGCACAUCCGGCUUCAGCGACGACGACCAUGGUGACCGCAGUUCCAAGAGAAGCCAGAAUGAAGACGCCAACGACCACACCUUUGUAGCCCAGCCAGUCAGAAACUUUGACAUCAUCGUCGAUGCCUUGCCGGAGGGCGUAGUCACCGAGGCAAACCGAGUCGCGAGAAGGAUGAUUGCUGCCGGUUUUGGCGAUACGUGUGCGGAGACCUACGCCUCUGCACGCCGCAGCUUCAUUGACGAGAGCAUUGCUCGACUUGGGGUUGACGCUCAUUGGGAAGAAGAAGAAUUGUGCAAUAAGUCAACAACAGCAUGGGAGGAGCUCGAGACUCGGAUCAUGCGCUGGAUACCUGCAACACGCGUUGUGUUCCACAUCUUGAUCCCGAGCGAGCGUCACCUGUGCGACUGCAUCUUCGAAGGAUUCACAUCCUACGCUGACCUUGCCUUCGCCACCGCAUGCAGACCUUUCCUCCAACCCCUGUCCUUCGCUGAAGCUAUCGCUGCUGCUGCCGGACAUAGGCCGGAGAGUCUCUUCCGCAUGGUCGACAUGUACGAUGCCUUAACCGAUAUCCUUCCUGUCCUUGACGAAGCCUUGGAUCACGAGGUCGUGGCUGCUCCUCGUGAACGUCUUGGACUGUCAAUCAAGGGCAUAUUUGUGGCUCUAGAAAAGCUGAUACGCGGUGACCCGUGCGAGUCUUCGCCGCCAGAUGGUGGACUGCAUCCGAUAACCAGGUACGUGAUGAACUACCUCAUGGCAGCCUGCGUGUCUCGCCACACUCUGGAGGAAGUGAUGCUCGUGGAGUUCGGUCGUGCUGAUGAAACAUGUCCAGUCGACCCUGACCGUCCCACGUCGUCACUGGCGAUCUGCUUUGCUUGGAUCGUGGACGUGCUGAUAGCGAAUCUCGAGUCCAAAUCCAGGAUCUAUGGUCACGCUCCUCUUGGCUGUGUCUUCCUGAUCAACAACGGGAUCUACAUAAUCAAGAAAGUCAGUGGAUGCGAGCUUAAGAUCUUGCUGGGCGAGGAUUGGACCAGGGUGAUGUCUGCGAAGGUUCACCAGUGGGUGCUGGAGUACCGCCGGGCUACCUGGGGCAGGGCCGUAGCAAUACUUGAGACUGACAGAAGACCUGGCAGUAGUUCGAGUAGUGUUAUGCUAGAGAAACUGAACCGCUUCCAUACCUUUCUGGAAGCCAUCUGCCAGGUGCAGUCACGGUGGGUACUGGUGGAUAAGCAGCAGGCAGUGGAUCUGAGCGUUAUGGUUGAGGAGCUGGUUGCUCCGGUCUACAGGGACACAGUUGAGAUGUUGAAGGCAACAGAGGAUGUAGGGGUUUCGUAUGUGCGACCUGAGGACGUGAAGUCACGGAUUCAGAGGUUGUUCAAAGCAAUGGCCAAGUCAUAGUAGAGUGGCUUUCCUGGCUGCUCUAUGCUCUAUAGACAAUCUUUGUGUUGAUGUAUCUUGUUCUCACAUGUUCAGGCUAGUAGAGUUUUAGGGUUACAGGUUCUUCCCCUUCAUUGCUCUUCUCUUUUUCUCUCUUUGGCCUGCUUCAGUUUUGUAGCGGUGUUGUGUAAUUCUAUUCUUCUUAAUGAAAUGCUUGCCGAGGCAUUAUCAAGGCAUGUUCGUAAAAAAAAAAAAACUGACUCUCCUAUGCAAGGAAAAGUUCGAUACUAAACUCGCUCUGUAUGUGAUCAAACGUCUGCGAUGACUAAUAGAGCAUGAUGUAGCUAGUAUAUUAUUA